This is a messenger RNA of Daldinia childiae, 2352 nucleotides long. RefSeq names its product putative beta-glucosidase M. The record is from RefSeq and is a predicted model, not a curated record. Lineage: Eukaryota; Fungi; Ascomycota; Sordariomycetes; Xylariales; Hypoxylaceae. Bases 1 to 2352 code for a protein of 783 amino acids. Gene Ontology annotation, molecular function: beta-glucosidase activity. Gene Ontology annotation, biological process: glucan catabolic process. The transcript has 9 exons.
AUGUUGUCGACUUCUCUGUAUGCCCUGGCCGGACUAGCCACGUGGGGUAGCGGUAUUGGUACUGUUGCCCAGUCCAUCGUUGCGGAUGACACGACAUUCUAUGGACAAUCACCUCCAGUAUACCCAUCACCCAAUGGAACCGGACUUGGAGAUUGGGCAGACUCCUAUUCAAAAGCUCGAGCCCUUGUGGCUCAGUUAACCCUAGAAGAAAAGGUCAACCUUACCGGCGGCGUUGAAGUUAAUAGCUCAUGUUCUGGUAUUAUCCUUCCUAUAGAGAGAGUCAACUUUACCGGCCUCUGUCUCAGCGAUGCUGGUAAUGGAGUGCGCACUACCAACUUCGCCUCAAGUUGGGCUUCGGGCCUUUCGGUUGGUGCAAGCUGGAACCGCGAAUUGGCUCAUAAGAGAGCCGUUGGCAUGGCUGGCGAAUUCCGAGCGAAAGGGGUCCACAUUGCUUUAGGACCCGUCGUCGGCCCCUUAGGCCGUAUCGCAUCAAGUGGAAGGAAUUGGGAAGGCUUCGCCAAUGACCCUUAUCUGUGUGGUGCUCUAGCCGCCGACACUAUUAAGGGCAUACAGUCGGUGGGAGUCGCGACAAGCACAAAGCAUUUCAUCGCCAAUGAGCAGGAGACUAAUAGAAACCCUGAGGGUAACGUCACCGCUGUCUCAUCGAACAUUGACGACAAGACCAUGCAUGAAUUAUAUCUCUGGCCUUUCCAAGAUGCCGUAAAGGCUGGUACCGUAAACGUAAUGUGCUCAUAUAACCGAAUCAACAAUAGUUAUGGGUGCGGCAACAGUAAGACGCAAAACGGACUUCUGAAGACUGAACUGGGAUUCCAGGGCUUCAUCGUUUCAGACUGGUGGGCUCAGCAUUCGGGUGUUUCUACAGCACUUGCAGGUCUAGAUAUGACGAUGCCGUACGCCUCGCCAUAUUGGUCUAGCAAUCUAACACAAGCUGUGAAAAACGGAUCUGUUCCGGAAUCUAGAAUAGACGACAUGGCAACAAGAAUUUUAGCUACAUGGUAUAAAUUAGGCCAGGAUGAAGGCUUUCCGGCUAUGGGCCAAGGGAUGCCGUACGACCUCUCGAGGCCUCAUCAGCGAGUUAUCGCAAAGUCGGCAAGCAAUAAGGAUAUUUUACUACAAGGAGCUGUCGAAGGCCAUGUCUUGUUGAAAAAUACUAAUAAUGCGCUACCACUCAAGUCGCCCAAAUUAAUCUCCUUGUUUGGAUACUCUGCGAAAUCAUUCGACGUAUAUACUCCAGGGGGUGGUGGCUGGAACGCAGGCUCACAGGCAUUAGCUCCAGCUGACUUGAUUCCAAAUGGCGACGAUGUAAUUCAUACUCAAAUUGCUGCUAAUGGUACGCUGAUCAGUGGUGGUGGAUCUGGCGCAAACAUGCCAGCCUAUGUCAGUUCUCCCGCGGCGGCAUUGAGUCAGCGUGCUUAUGAGGACGAUACAAGCCUAUGGUGGGACUUCCACAGCGGGAACCCUCAAGUCGACCAGUCUUCAGAUGCUUGUAUCGUUGUUGGUAAUGCUUAUGCGUCAGAAGGCUUUGAUAGGCCUGGGCUGCAUGACGAUUUCACGGACGCUCUCAUCACCAAUGUCGCGUCUCAAUGCAGCAACACCAUUGUGGUGUUUCACAACGCAGGUGUUCGCCUUGUCGACCAGUUCAUAGACCAUCCUAAUGUAACAGCCCUCAUCUUCGCGCAUCUUCCCGGACAAGACUCUGGUAGAGCUUUGACUUCUAUCCUCUACGGCGAUGUCAGUCCUUCAGGCAAAUUGCCGUAUUCAGUGCCGCGCAACGAGUCAGACUACGGCCCAGUUCAAAAUGCGACGUCUCCCGACGGUAUAUAUGAACUAUUCCCGCAGUCCGACUUCACGGAGGGCAUCUACAUCGACUACAGGGCCUUUGAUGCCAAGAAUAUAACUCCCCGCUACGAGUUUGGUUUUGGCCUAAGUUAUACCACCUUCAACUUCUCAGACCUCAUAGUUUCUACAGUCGAUGACGCUGAUACGUCAUCGUACCCCUCAAAGCCGAUCGUCGAAGGUGGCCAUGAAGACCUCUGGGACAUCGUAGCCAAGGUCUCCGCGACAGUGGCUAACUCAGGUUCCGUGGUGGGUGCCGAGGUCGCGCAACUCUACAUCGGUAUCCCUAACGGCCCCGUAAAGCAGCUACGCGGGUUCUCAAAAUCAGUACUUGAACCUGGAGAAUCAGUAGUUGUCGAUUUUGAGUUAACAAGAAGAGAUCUGAGCACGUGGGAUGUAGUCGCACAGAAAUGGCUCUUACAGAAAGGCGACUAUGGAGUCUUUGUCGGAUCUAGUAGCCGAGCGUUACCUUUGACUGGGACUUUUUCGAUCUAA